Molecule: messenger RNA, 2194 nt
Organism: Bradysia coprophila
Lineage: Eukaryota; Metazoa; Arthropoda; Insecta; Diptera; Sciaridae
Product: 5-taurinomethyluridine-[tRNA] synthase subunit MTO1, mitochondrial
Biological process (GO): tRNA wobble uridine modification; tRNA methylation
Cellular component (GO): cytosol
Molecular function (GO): flavin adenine dinucleotide binding
Source: RefSeq, a predicted model, not a curated record
ACAGGUCGCUUCACACAUACAGACACAAGAUCUAACAUCAGCAUGGUCAACAGCGAUAUCAAUAACAAGAAAAUAACGUAAACACCAAGGAUUUUUAAGGAGUUUAACUUAAAAAAAAUGAAUUCCAUGAUGCUGCGAAUCUUUACAACUGUAAAUAAAUCUCGUCUUCAAAAGAUAAGAAAUUUAAGCUCCACAUCUUCAACCGAUUUUCCCGGUGUGUAUGAUUGUAUUGUAAUUGGUGGUGGUCAUGCUGGAACGGAAGCGUGUGCAGCUUCGGCUCGAAUGGGUGCUAGAACUCUAUUGGUAACACAUAAAUUUGAUACCAUAGGUGAAAUGUCUUGUAAUCCUUCGUUCGGUGGUAUCGGUAAAGGACAUCUCAUGCGAGAGGUGGAUGCUCUCGAUGGCGUAACAGCUAGAUGCUGUGAUAUCUCAGGUGUUCAAUACAAAGUGUUGAACAGACGACGUGGUCCGGCUGUGUGGGGUCCUAGAGCCCAAAUUGACCGUCAACUGUACAAGAAAGCAGUCCAAAAAGAAUUAACUUCCAUGACCAAUUUGGACAUUUGUUAUUCAUCCGUUGAAGAUUUAAUUGUCAGCGAUGCAACGGCAGAUGAAUCAAAUCGAGGUACAAUUAAGUCAUGCCGAGGAGUCAUUCUACCGGACGGCAAGAAAAUAUUUUCGAAAACAGUUGUCAUUACCACUGGCACAUUUCUGAGAGGACAAAUAAAUAUUGGUGCAACAGUACGGCCAGCUGGUCGUAUAGGAGAUGCACCUGCUAUUGGACUUGCUCAAACAUUAGAAUCACUACAGUUUCGCUUGGCUAGACUGAAAACUGGAACACCUCCUCGCAUCAAAGCUUCGUCGAUCAAUUACACACAAUUAGAAGCCCAACUGGGAGACAAUCCUCCGGUGCCGUUUUCUUUUAUGAAUGACAGAGUUUGGUUGAAUACCGAAGAUCAGCUUUGUUGCUACUUAACAUACACCACUGAUGCAAUAAACAAGAUCGUCAAAGACAAUUUACAUGUAAAUCGCCAUGUAACUGAAGAAAUCACUGGUCCACGAUACUGUCCCUCUAUCGAAUCAAAAGUUCUCCGUUUCGGAGAAAAAUCACAUCAGAUUUGGCUGGAACCAGAAGGCUUUAACAGUGAUCUCAUUUACCCAAACGGUUUAUCGUGCACGUUACCUGAAGAGCUUCAAAUUGAGCUAGUUCGAACUAUUCCAGGAUUGGAAAAGGCUGACGUUGCUCGACCAGGCUAUGGUGUUGAGUAUGACUUCGUAGACCCGCGAGAAUUAUUUUCAACUUUAGAAACCAAACGUGUUAGUGGUCUUUUUCUGGCCGGACAAAUAAAUGGGACUACUGGAUAUGAAGAAGCGGCUAGUCAAGGUGUAAUUGCCGGUGCAAACGCUGCGGCAAAGGUACAAAACAAGAACCCUUUGAUCGUCAGUCGAACAGAUGGAUACGUGGGCGUCUUAAUCGACGAUUUGACGAUCCACGGCACUACGGAACCGUAUCGAAUGUUUACCAGCAGGGCUGAAUUUCGACUGACUCUACGACCAGAUAACGCUGAUAUUCGUUUAACAGAAUUGGGCCACAAAAUCGGUUUGGUGUCAGACGAGCGAUAUCGUAGAAUGGUCGAAAUGAAAGAGAACCUCGAACAGGGAAUAUCGUUGUUGAAAUCAAUUUGCAAACCAGCCAAUCACUGGAGAGAUUCAUUGAAAAUAAAAACUGGAGGCAGUAACUUUACCAAAUCAGCAUUUGAAAUGAUGUCGAUUGGUACGGCUGAAAUAGAAGCAGAACACAUAGCUGAUUUAUAUCCGGAGGAACUGGACUGGGUGAAACAUAAUAGCACUCUCUGUAGGCGGUUAAAGAUUGAAUCACUUUAUGAAAUGGCUAUUGUUGGCCAAGCUAAAGAAGUCGAAGAAGUGAGACGUGACGAGAAAAUGAUAAUUCCUUCGACAAUAGAUUAUUUUUCAAAAUCCAUCAGCUUAUCAAAAGAGGAACGGGAGAAGUUGAUAAUGAUUCAACCACAAACUAUUGCUGCAGCUAGUCGGAUACAAGGGGUAACACCGUCAACAGUACUGAGACUUUUGAGAUUUGUAAAGAAAUCAACUCAAGUCGCUGAUUAUGUUUAAUUAAGUCUAAAACAUCUGUUAACAUAGUGAAAACUUGUGCUAAAUACAGACUCACAACAAGGUU